Messenger RNA from Prorocentrum cordatum, 627 nucleotides. The record is from the annotation of a GenBank genome assembly. NCBI's taxonomy places the organism in Eukaryota, Dinophyceae, Prorocentrales, Prorocentraceae.
AUGGCACGGCGGCGGUCCAGCGCGCAGGAACCUCGCUGGUCCAGCACGGACGCGGCGGCGAAGGCGCCGUGGCGGGUAAGGCGGCCCGCCACGCACCCCCUUCGCUUGCGCAGCGUGGUGGCGGAGGCCGUCAGCGCGGCGGUCUCGGCGGCAGUCGGCGCGGUGCUCGAGGACCGGGCGAAGGUGGCCGCUGCGCCGAAGGUGCCGGUGCCCAGUCAGGCUUGGUCAGUGGCCAGGCCCAAGCCGAGCCCGGCGCCUUUGAUGGCUCUCUGCGACGUGCCGCCCGGCCCACCGCCUGGGCAGUGGGGGCGUUCGCCGUCCCCGCUGAGGACGAUGACGGCAGCGGCGGCUCCGCAGAGCUCUGGGGGCUUGCGGGCGGUGCUCGCCGAGGUUCCAAGGCACCGUUCUCCCAGCGCGCAGUGGGCGAGCAGCUCGCUGUCUCGCAAGGCCAGGAAGGAGAAGAAGAAGGAGAAAAAGGACAAGAAGGAGAAGCGCAGCAAGGUGGGCAGCUCCCGCUCGAGGAGUCGGCCGAGGAGGCUGCGCUCGACGCCGAGGGAACCGCGGGAGUCUCCCUUGGAGUGGCGGGGUGCAGCGCCAACCGCGGGGUGGCAGCCGGCUGUGGCGUGA